UGCACGUGGCCCAGCUCCCUGAUUUAUAUGUGACCGCAGCUACCGCUCUACGUUUUCCGUGCGUUUGCUGGCUCGGGUGAGCAGUCGUCUUCUCAGAUCUGCGAGGCGCGACAGCAAGCAGUUCACUGCACGCUUGGAACCGUUUCUUACUCACAGAAGACAAGCAACACACAUCAAAGUUGCUGGUGAUCGCAGCAGGCCAGGCAGCAUCUCCAGGAAGAGUGACUUUUAAACCAUAAGACCUGCGUGAAGUCCCUGCAGCAGAUAAGGGGCUAUCCUUCUCAAAGAUGAUACGUUGCGGCUCAGUGCUGUCCUUCACUCGAUGUUUGGUUCGUAGAAAGAUUAUAAGCCAGAGUGGCCUUGAAGAGUCCAAGCUAUGCCGUUGUUUGACCACCAUAGACUUGAUAGCACUGGGAGUUGGCAGCACUCUUGGUGCAGGUGUUUACGUUCUGGCUGGCGAGGUUGCGAAAUGGGACUCUGGGCCCAGCAUUAUCAUCUCUUUCCUAAUUGCUGCAUUGGCUUCGGUGAUGGCUGGACUCUGCUAUGCGGAGUUUGGAGCUCGUGUUCCGAAGACUGGUUCUGCAUAUUUAUACAGUUAUGUAACUGUUGGUGAACUCUGUGCAUUCAUCACAGGCUGGAAUUUGAUUCUUUCUUAUGUCAUUGGUACGUCAAGUGUUGCCAGGGCUUGGAGUGGUACCUUUGAUGAACUUCUUGGCAAACAGAUUGGAGUAUUUUUUGGCACGUACUUCAGGAUGCAUUCACCAGGAUUGGCAGAAUAUCCUGACUUCUUUGCUGUGUGUCUGAUAUUAAUAUUAUCAGGUCUUCUGUCAUUUGGUGUAAAGGAAUCUGCUUGGGUCACCAAAGUAUUUACUGCCAUCAAUAUAGUGGUCCUUUUAUUUGUUAUGAUUACGGGGUUUGUGAAAGGAGACCUGGAGAACUGGAAAAUCAGUAAGGAGUUUCUCAUUAACGUUACAGCAACCAUAAGCAAUUCAUCUGCAGAGAAUGUCACCAGCACUUAUGGUGUGGGUGGUUUUACACCAUAUGGAUUAAGUGGAACAUUAGCUGGUGCUGCUACCUGCUUUUAUGCUUUUGUUGGGUUUGACUGUAUUGCCACUACAGGUGAAGAGGUGAAAAAUCCUCAAAAGGCUAUUCCCAUUGGAAUUGUGACUUCCCUUUUGGUGUGCUUCCUGGCGUACUUUGGAGUUUCUGCUGCACUCACCCUCAUGAUGCCGUACUACCUGCUGGAUGCUCGGAGCCCACUUCCUGUUGCCUUUCAGUAUGUCGGCUGGGGCCCUGCAAAAUACCUGGUGGCUGUCGGAUCUCUCUGUGCUUUGUCAACAAGUCUGCUUGGUUCCAUUUUCCCCAUGCCUCGCGUAAUCUAUGCUAUGGCUGAAGAUGGGUUGCUUUUCAAAGUUUUAGCCCACGUCAGUUCUAAGACGAAGACUCCAGUUAUUGCUACAAUGUCAUCAGGUUUGGUUGCAGCUAUCAUGGCAUUUCUCUUUGACCUGAAAGCCUUGGUGGAUAUGAUGUCUAUUGGGACACUCCUAGCAUACACUCUGGUAGCAGCAUGUGUACUCCUCCUCAGAUAUCAGCCAGCAUCACUCUACAAACAAAAUCUUUCUCCAGAAAGAGAGAACCUCACAGCCAAUGAAGAUGGUGAAUUAGAUAGAAAUGCAUCAGAUUCCCAUUUGACUGUGCUCAAAAAUCAAGAUCUGAGCUGCUCUUUGCUAUUCAGUCCCUCAGUGGUCCCAACAGAACAGACUUCAUCAGUGGUAUACGGAUGCGUUGGGUUCAUAACUGUUAUCAUCUGUGCAGUGAGCGUGCUGAUCACUUAUGGCAAUGAAGCAAUACUUUCCCUGGAGCCCUGGAGUAUUGGCCUUCUUACAGCAUUCCUGCUCGUGUUUGGUGUCACUGUUUUCAUCAUCUCAAAGCAACCUCAAAGUCAGACCAGAGUGGUUUUCAUGGUGCCACUCUUGCCAUACUUGCCUAUUCUCAGCAUCUUUGUCAAUAUCUACUUAAUGAUGCAAUUGAGUGGGGGCACUUGGAUCCGAUUUUCUAUUUGGAUGAUUUUCGGAUUUGCAAUCUACUUUGGCUAUGGCAUCAGGCACAGCGAGGAAGGUCACCGCGAUAGUGAAUCAGUGCAGAGUGAAACUGAGAACACAAAGAGCGUAGAAGGAGUGGAUGACAAUGAGAUACCAACUGAACUUGACCAAUUUAUUCUGCAUGAAAAGACAAGUGAAUGUUAGCUAUAAAAUGCAGUAUGUCAUGUUGUUUGUUACAUCAGACAUAUUUGUGUUUUCAUGAGCAGUGAAGUUUUAUCAACUUUUAGCCUCAGAGUCUGUCAAAGCUCUGUACAGGGUCAUUUUAUACCAACGAAAUAAUGUUCUUUGCAACAAAUCAUCUGAGCUUGUAUAUGCAGGAACUGAAAAUAUUAACUGAUUAUCUGCAUGUACCUCUGUAUCCUGUUCAGUAUCAACAUAUUUGAUUCCAUCUUACCAAAAUGUUGAGUGAAAACUAUUUUUACCCACAACAAAAGGAUUUGGGCUAUGAUAAAAGACUAUUUACUGGGAUUAGAGCUACUAUGUAUGAUUUUCAUUUCCAAUUUGUGAUACAUUGUUUUUAUAAUAAACCAUUUGAAAGUUCAGUGAACAUUUGGCAUACGAAAAUGUUAUACCUGUAUAUCUGUCCUUUAGAUUCAUAAUUAUUUAGUUAUUUAAUUUUGCAUGAUUAUUCCAUGAUUGAAGUAUUCAUUCAUAAUGUAGCUUAUGGGAAUAGUCCAGUUACAGGACCUUACUACUUUUCAACAUUUUUUGAGUUAAAUCAAAGAGAGACUCCUUACAAAGUAGUUAAGUUUAGAAAUGGAGGGAUGAGAGAAUGGAAAGUAAGAUUUUUUUUCCAUUUACUAAAUUCAUGAAAUUGCUAUUCUAAGUUGAUUAAACAUUAAGUAUUAUAAAAUAUUUAAUCUUCCAAUUUAAUUGCAAAUACUUUGUAGAUAGUAAAUAAUAUUUGAACUUUUUAGGACAAAAUGGUUUAUAUUUUUUUAAAAAAAUGUAACUGCUAUAUCUGAAAAUGAAAACCAUACAUACCUCUAAACAAAACAAGCUAUCAAGCUAUAAAAAUGUUUACUGUGUAAAAACUAUGCGUUGAUAAAUCCUUACAAGGGAUAUUUCUUUCAAUUCUUGGGUGCUGUGUUUUUGUUUGUAAAACACCUGGUGAGUCAUCUUCAUAUAAUGAAACAAAAAUACUGUGAAAUGCCUAACUCUUGGCUUAUGUGCUGAUUAGUUUAAAUAAUUUCCAGUCUUAAGACCAAGAAAUAAGUACAAGGGUAAUCUGUCAAUCAGCUUUGUCCACCUCACUUAAAAUCAUUUUUAACAAUUCUGGCAUAACUAGUGACGUGAAAUAAUAGCAACAUACAUCAAAGUUGCUGGUGAACGCAGCA
This is a messenger RNA of Mobula hypostoma (lesser devil ray), 3439 nucleotides long. It is a transcript of the gene slc7a2, whose product is annotated as solute carrier family 7 member 2. Gene Ontology annotation, cellular component: plasma membrane. Lineage: Eukaryota; Metazoa; Chordata; Chondrichthyes; Myliobatiformes; Myliobatidae. Gene Ontology annotation, biological process: L-ornithine transmembrane transport; L-arginine import across plasma membrane. The record is from RefSeq and is a predicted model, not a curated record. The coding region runs from base 288 to 2246 and encodes 652 amino acids. The transcript is spliced from 14 exons. Gene Ontology annotation, molecular function: L-lysine transmembrane transporter activity; L-arginine transmembrane transporter activity; L-ornithine transmembrane transporter activity.